This is a messenger RNA of Eremothecium cymbalariae DBVPG#7215, 1605 nucleotides long. RefSeq names its product Rrn7p (gene RRN7). The transcript has a single exon. The record is from RefSeq and is a predicted model, not a curated record. Lineage: Eukaryota; Fungi; Ascomycota; Saccharomycetes; Saccharomycetales; Saccharomycetaceae. Gene Ontology annotation, cellular component: RNA polymerase I core factor complex; RNA polymerase transcription factor SL1 complex. The coding region runs from base 1 to 1605 and encodes 534 amino acids. Gene Ontology annotation, molecular function: RNA polymerase I core promoter sequence-specific DNA binding. Gene Ontology annotation, biological process: nucleolar large rRNA transcription by RNA polymerase I; RNA polymerase I preinitiation complex assembly.
AUGUCAACAUACAUAAAAGGUCCUGUCUGUGGUACUGAUAACUGCAGAAGCAGAUUAUGGAGGAUAAUUGAUGGAAGAAGGACCUGCCAGUAUGGCCACGUGAUGGAAGGAGAUGUGGAGUACAAUGACGAUGAGGAUGAUGCUACUGCAAUGGGAAUCAUCACGAGAAGGUUGAACCUAUCUACAAAUGCUAUAGGGAACUUUCAAACCAGUCUGAGCCUUACAAAGUCUCAAACUCAGUCUCAGAUUCAAGAAGCUUCUCAGAAAUUGUACGGCUCUGCUGGUAAAACUCUGUUUCUGAAAUGUUUUCAGCAUAUAUUAAAAUUACAAUGCAAGUGGCUAAUAGAAACCCAUAAAUUCCCGCCAGAAUUCGAAAGUACAGUAAAGAUUAUUUGGAUGCUGUACUUAAAAAGUAUAAGUAGCCAUAAAUCGUCAUUAGAUCAACACGAAGAGCGAAGCCCAGAGAACGAUCAUGAUAAUGCUAGUAUCAUUAAUGAAGAAGUUCAUGACAGUCCAAUCGGCAGAACAGGAAGGCUUGGCCUAUCUAUGGUAUCAAGCAUUGCUAUUAUUUAUUUAGCAUCCGUUCACAUGGGCCUUCCUUCUUUUCCCAAUGAUAUUUUGCAAUGGAUUUGCUCCAUGAAUAUGCCGUACUUUGGGUCGUCACGCUAUAUUCCAUCAGUGUGGCACAAGCAGUUGCCAAACUACUACUUGCAGGUACUUGAAGGUGGAACUCCACCUCGAAAUGCCCAGCUAUAUCAUAAAAUCUCAUCAAUAUCAAGGGAGAUCAACUUUUGCGCGAAGUUCCAGCAUCGGAUUCCGUUCCGAUUAUUACUGUUCAAAGUACUUAUCUUGACAGCUCUUCCACCAGAAUUCUAUCUCUAUGCGUUAUCCCUAAUAAACAUUACAAAUGAUCAAGCAUCCUUCCACAUCGUAAGCCACGACGGUGCACGUUUUACCAGAUUGUACAUGUAUCCAGAGAUACGUGCUGUCUCCUACUUUAUUGUAGCCGUUGACUGGAUGUUACAACAACAGAAUCAUUACAGUAAGAAUUUCCUACAAUCUUGGCUACGGUAUAAAUCAGAUAAUCAAACACCGGGAAACACUUUUGAAAGAGAUAAAAAAUUGGUAUCCCUUUCCUACCAGAAUUCAUCACCGUCUCUGUACAAUUGGCUUCCAGAACAAACUUCAUCGUACCUAGACUGGAUUGAAAAGAAGUUCCUACCACACUACGAUGAGAAUUCCAACAGCCAUAUUCCACUAGAUCACAAGAUUGCGAGACGAAAACUAUACAAUAUUCUACCAAUAUCUAGACCGAUAGACACUUUAAAGGAAUCCACCGCUCCACAAAAUGUCGCGGCAGAUCCAGCUUCCAUUAACCCCACAGAAGCUUCGUUUAUUGAUAGAUUACAAGAGCUAUAUUUAGAUGUGGCCUUGUCUGAUGCACCAGCCGUAUGCAUAUCACGUGCCACACUAGUAGCGAAGGUCAAAUCGAAGCUAAUACACGACAUCGCUUUAGACUUUGGCAUCGGAUUCAAUCAGCUUUCUGAGGCUGUGCAAAGUAUCCAAAAACAUUGCAUCACUACAAUUCGUCGUUACAACAGCUAG